AUUUUAUUAUUUCUUUGUAAAAGCGUACAUCAAUAAGCUUGUUUUAGAAUUGUUAAAAUUGGAACUUCCUCAAAAUGAUGGCUGCUAAAGUAUUAUCAGAAACAGAGGAGCAAAAUAGAAUUAGAUUUCAAAUCGAACUAGAAUUCGUACAGUGCUUGGCCAAUCCUAAUUAUAUACAUUUUUUAGCACAGAGAGGUUACCUUAAGGAGCAAACUUUUGUAAAUUACAUAAGAUAUCUUCAGUAUUGGCGUGAACCAGAGUAUGCUAGAUAUCUUAAAUAUCCUAUGUGUCUGCAUUUUCUGGAACUGCUACAACAUGAGGCAUUUCGAAGGGAAUGUGUUUCAGCACAGGUGUGCAAAUUCAUGGAUGACCAAGCUAUAUUGUUAUGGCAACACUACACUAGACGACGCACGCGCACCCUGCAGCCGCCGGACGCGCCUCAGCCCCCCGCGCCGCCCGCGCCCCCAACACAGGGACCUCCCAGGCAACAGUCGUAGUUUUAAUACUUCAUUUAGUUUGAAAACAAUGUAUACUUCUGGGAUGUAAACACCUAUCGGCCCACCUGGCAUUUUAAGUUUUGGCUGUCCCUAGCAAAAAAUAAAAUUACAUUGAGCAAAAAGUUUUUACAUAGUUUUGAAGGUAAUACUAACCAUCUUUCGUGUGUGUUUUAAAUAUCUAUAUAUAUUAUUCCUC
This is a messenger RNA of Chilo suppressalis (striped riceborer), 693 nucleotides long. The record is from the annotation of a GenBank genome assembly. Lineage: Eukaryota; Metazoa; Arthropoda; Insecta; Lepidoptera; Crambidae.